UUUAAAUUCUUAGCGGAUUUUAAAAUCUGUAGUUGAAGCUCAGUGGCAGAGCCAUGGCCAUGGAUUCUUCAAAUUUUAUGAAACUGUUGUUCUCUCUGCUGCUUUUGCCCUUCUUUUUCUUUUCUCCAUGCUUUUCCACCAAUUCUGACGGAAAUGCACUUCAUGCUUUUAGAAGUGUGUUGUCGGAUCCAACCAACGUGUUGCAAAGCUGGGAUCCCACUCUGGUUAAUCCCUGCACCUGGUUCCAUGUAACUUGCAAUGAUCACAAUCGUGUGAUCCGACUUGAUCUGGGAAAUUCGAAUAUUACCGGUCACUUGGUGCCGGAGCUUGGAAAGCUUGAACAUCUGCAAUACCUAGAGCUCUAUAGAAACAAUAUUGGUGGGAAAAUACCGAAGGAGUUAGGCAAUCUAAAGAAUCUUAUUAGCUUGGAUUUGUAUGAUAACAAACUCGAAGGUGAAAUCCCAAAGGCGUUUGCGAAGUUAAAGUCACUUAGAUUUCUCCGCCUAAACAACAACAGGAUUGGAGGAGUGAUUCCUAGAGAGCUCACAACGCUUCCAAACCUCAAAUUCUUUGAUGUGUCUAACAAUGAUCUGUGGGGGACAAUUCCAACCGAAGGUCCAUUUGCUAAUUUUCCUCUAAGCAGUUUUGACAACAACAAUCGACUACAUGGACCAGAACUACAAGGGCUGGUGUCAUAUGACUUUGGAUGUUGAAGAAACAGUGGUUUUUGAGAGGUUUUCUACUGCAUCCAUAGUAUAUUUUAUGGAUUCCAAACUGAAGCACUUACAUGCCUGGUUUGUAAUUGUUGACAAGAGUUGCUGUGUAUUUUAGAAUAAGUAGCCUCUAUACAAAAGUAAAAUUGUUCAAUUAAAAGGUUGAUAAUGAAUCCCAAAGAAACCAUAUAUAUGCUGAUUAGAGGAUAUACUUGACUUGAAAAUUUCCAAUUUGUAAUGUAAAAGUUUGCGAGUUUGUGUCC
This is a messenger RNA of Amborella trichopoda, 976 nucleotides long. Its product is annotated as leucine-rich repeat protein 2. The record is from RefSeq and is a predicted model, not a curated record. Gene Ontology annotation, molecular function: protein binding. NCBI's taxonomy places the organism in Eukaryota, Viridiplantae, Streptophyta, Magnoliopsida, Amborellales, Amborellaceae.